Molecule: messenger RNA, 1164 nt
Organism: Malaya genurostris
Lineage: Eukaryota; Metazoa; Arthropoda; Insecta; Diptera; Culicidae
Product: odorant receptor 94b-like
Exons: 5
Coding region: 1-1164 (387 amino acids)
Biological process (GO): sensory perception of smell; detection of chemical stimulus involved in sensory perception of smell
Cellular component (GO): plasma membrane
Molecular function (GO): olfactory receptor activity; odorant binding
Source: RefSeq, a predicted model, not a curated record
AUGAGCUUCAUUUCUAAUUUAUUGAGAGCCACGGCGCCUAGUUACCGUGAAACUUUCGAUGUUUUUCGUUUGUUCAUGGACAUUUGUGGUUUGAACAUUUUCGAUGAUAAUUUUGCUAAAGGCUUGGUAAACCUUAUCCGGUUUGUUGUACCUCCGCUGAGUGGAUUAUACACCAUCAUUGCAAUCGUCAUUCAUAUGAUUCGAUAUCUGGGUGAUGUGGACACAACUAUUCUUAGUCUAGCAGCGCUUUUCUCGGCGCUUGAAGUUCUCAUAAAGGUUGGCGGGAUGACAUUCAAGCGUCUGAAAGCUGUUGCACUGAUGUCUGUCGUUUUAAGCGAUCGAAGUUACGACGAUGGACCAACGGAAAGAGCUGCAUUUCUCAGAUAUCACACGUUGGCGAGGACUCUAAUGUACAUUACUAUUCUGUCAUAUCCAUUAACGGCACUGAUGCUACUGUUGUAUCCGGUAGUAGCAGGAAAGUUAGACGACUAUAUGUUACCAGUAGGAUACUCAAUUCCAUUCAUCGAUCAUAAGCAACAGCCCUGGUUUGCCAUCAACUACUGUAUCAUAGUCGUUCAGAUGUCCUGGUGUGCCUUAUCCUUUGUAGGAAUGGAUGGCCCCUUCUAUAUCUAUGUAUGUUAUUCAACUUGUAAGCUGGAAAUUCUGAAGAGUUACAUCAAAAAGAUCGGUGAUUCAGAGGACAUAGAAGAACAACGGAGUUUAUUAAGGAAAAUUAUACACAUUCAUACCGACGUGUUGAAGUUUUUAAAGGAUUGUUCCGAAUUCUACCAGGAAAUUUAUUUGACUCAGGUUCUAUUCUCAAUCGCUCAUAUUUGCGUUUCACUGUUUCAUAUUCAGUUGGGACUCAAAAACAGCUCGUAUGGGAUGUUGGCAACAAAUGUGGCAAAAAUGUGGCUUUUUUGCUACUGUGGAGAGUUGGUCGUUAAAAAGUCCAACGAGGUUUCGGAUGCGAUGUAUAACAACAAAUGGUACACACUAUGGCAUACAGAGGAUUUGAAGGCUGUUCGGUUUAUGUUAGCGAACGCACAACGGACAGUUGGAUUUUCAGUUGGAGGUUUUGGUAUUCUGUCUUACACGACAUUCACUGAGAUUAUGAAAACUGCGUAUAGCUGUAAUGCAUUCCUGCACAAUAUGAUGAAUUAA